This is a messenger RNA of Pogona vitticeps (central bearded dragon), 5293 nucleotides long. RefSeq names its product death associated protein kinase 1 (gene DAPK1). Gene Ontology annotation, cellular component: nucleus; cytoplasm. Gene Ontology annotation, molecular function: protein binding; ATP binding; protein serine/threonine kinase activity. NCBI's taxonomy places the organism in Eukaryota, Metazoa, Chordata, Lepidosauria, Squamata, Agamidae. Gene Ontology annotation, biological process: positive regulation of apoptotic process; protein phosphorylation; intracellular signal transduction. The record is from RefSeq and is a predicted model, not a curated record.
GGAGGGAGGCGAGGAGUCCUUCCCUUUCUCUCCUUCCCAGGCUGCUUGCUUGAGGAAGCCGCUGACUUCCCUCUUUCGCCCGCGUCGUUCGGGGGGAGGGGGAAGCGUUUGCAGAAAGGGCCUUUUGCAGGAGAGCCGAGAGUGGAAGGAGAAGGGGGGGGGAAGGAAGGAAGGAGGGUCCCCUUUCCCCGGCGGCGCCCCUAGUCGUCAGGUUCGCCGGCUGAGAGAGAAGGCGGGGAAUGCCAGUCCUUGUAGCUUCCUCGUGAGGUGAUUUCCCUCCUCUGUUUCACGCGCAACCCCCGGACGACCGAGCGGGUUUUUUUUUUAAAGGCUGCCUUCACUACUCUCUGUAGCAACAGUAGUAGAAACGGCGGCGGCGGCGGCGGCGGCUCCUCCUGGUAGUACGUCCUAGUUGACCGGGUAACGGAAGGGGGAGUCGCUGAGGAAUGUGGCGUCCGUGCGGCUCGGAGGCGCCUUCCUGAGGUGAAAUGGUGGCUGGUGUUCCUGCUUUUGCUGAGGGGGGAACCAAAGGGCUGGCAGCCAUGCGUGCAGUGCUGGAGGAACCUACCGACAGUGUGGCGAUGAGCUGAAAAGGAAAGGGCGGCGAACUCCGUUUUUGGGUUUUUGUUCCCGAGGAGUGGCAGUUAUCAUGACUGUUUUCAGGCAAGAGAAUCUGGAUGAUCACUAUGAGGUCGGAGAGGAACUUGGCAGUGGGCAGUUUGCAGUAGUAAGGAAAUGCCGUGAGAAGAGCACUGGUGCACAGUAUGCUGCAAAAUUCAUCAAGAAACGAAGAACAAAAUCAAGCCGUCGGGGAGUGAGUCGAGAGGACAUUGAACGAGAAGUAAACAUAUUAAAAGAAAUCCAGCACCCCAAUGUGAUCACAUUGCAUGAUGUUUAUGAAAGUAAAAUGGAUGUAAUUCUUAUUCUGGAACUUGUUGCAGGAGGGGAACUCUUUGAUUUUUUAGCGGAAAAGGAAUCCCUGACAGAAGAGGAAGCCACAGAAUUUCUCAAGCAGAUCCUUAAUGGCGUUAACUAUUUGCACUCUUUGCAAAUUGCACACUUUGAUCUCAAGCCUGAGAACAUAAUGCUGCUGGAUAGAAGUGUACCAAAGCCUCGUAUCAAGAUCAUUGACUUUGGCUUAGCACAUAAAAUAGACUUUAGCAAUGAGUUUAAGAAUAUUUUUGGAACACCUGAAUUUGUUGCUCCUGAAAUAGUGAAUUAUGAACCUCUGGGCCUUGAGGCAGAUAUGUGGAGCAUUGGUGUAAUAACAUACAUUCUACUAAGUGGUACAUCACCAUUUCUUGGAGAAACAAAGCAAGAAACAUUAGCCAAUGUGUCUGCAGUGAAUUAUGACUUUGAAGAAGAAUUCUUCAGUAAUACUAGUGGUCUUGCUAAAGAUUUUAUAAGAAGACUUCUGGUUAAGGAUCCAAAGAAGAGAAUGACAAUUCAAGACAGUUUGCAGCACCCCUGGAUCAAGCCUAAGGAUACCCUACAGGCACUUAGUAGAAAAGCAUCUGCAGUAAAUAUGGAAAAAUUCAAAAAGUUUGCAGCUCGAAGGAAAUGGAAACAAUCUGUACGCUUAAUAUCGUUAUGCCAAAGAUUAUCAAGAUCGUUUUUGUCCAGAAGUAACAUGAGUGUGGCAAGGAGUGAUGACACUCUGGAUGAGGAAGAUUCAUUUGUAAUGAAAGCCAUCAUACAUGCCAUCAACGAUGACAAUGUUCCUGGUCUUCAGCACCUUCUGGGAUCUUUGGCCAAUUACGAUGUCAAUCAACCAAACAAGCAUGGAACACCUCCAUUUUUAAUUGCUGCUGGAUGCGGAAAUAUUCAGAUGCUUCAGUUAUUCCUGAAGCGAGGUGCCCGCAUUGAUAUUCAAGAUAAGGCAGGAUCUAAUGCAAUCUAUUGGGCAUCUCGUCAUGGUCAUGUAGAAAUUCUGAAAUUUCUCCAUGGAAAUAAAUGUCCUUUGGAUGUGAGAGACAAGUCUGGAGAAACUGCGCUUCAUGUGGCAUCACGGUAUGGUCAUGUUGAUGUGGUUCAGUACCUGUGUAGCAUUGGAUCAAAUCCAAAUUUUCAAGAUAAGGAAGAAGAAACUCCUUUGCACUGUGCAGCUUGGCAUGGCUACUAUCUUGUUACCAAAGCAUUGUGUAAGGCAGGAUGUAAUGUGAAUGUCAGAAAUAAAGAAGGGGAAACUCCACUCUUGACAGCAUCCGCUAGAGGUUACCAUGAUAUUGUGGAAUGCUUGGCGGAGCAUGGCGCUGACCUUGAUGCAACUGACAAGGAUGGCCACAUAGCCCUUCACCUUGCAGUCCGAAGAUGUCAAAUGGAAGUGGUUAAAAUGCUCAUAAGUCAUGGGUGUUCUAUAGACUUCCAGGAUAGACACGGAAAUACUCCUCUUCAUGUAGCCUGCAAAGAUGGAACCAUGCCGAUAGUGAUUGCACUCUGUGAAGCAAACUGUAACAUCGAUAUCACCAAUAAGUAUGGGCGAACACCUUUACAUCUGGCAGCAAACAAUGGAAUUCUUGAUGUUGUCCGGUACCUCUGUCUCAAUGGAGCUAAUGUAGAGGCUUUAACAUCUGAUGGGAAAACAGCAGAAGAUUUGGCUAGAGCAGAGCAGCAUGAACAUGUAGCCAGCCUACUUACGAGACUAAAAAAGGAUGCACACAGAACAAUGUUCAUUCAACAUCUCAGACCUACUCAUAAUUUACAACCAAGAAUAAAACUUAAGCUCUUUGGCCAUUCUGCAUCUGGAAAAACUACUCUGGUGGAGUCUUUAAAGUGUGGACUUUUGAGAAGCUUUUUUAGAAGACGCAGACCAAGGCUCUCCUCAACAAACUCAGUCAGGUUUCCCCCUUCACCAUUAUCUAACAAGCCAUCAGUUUCAGUAAGUAUUACAAAUCUGUAUCCUGGUUGUGAGAACGUGAGUGUGAGAAGCCGGAGUAUGAUGUUUGAGCCAGGCCUUACCAAAGGAAUGCUGGAAGUAUUUGUUUCUCCCUCACACCAUUCCCACUUCUCAACAGAUGACCAGUCAACCAAGGCCAUUGAGAUUCAGAAUGCUUAUUUGAAUGGAAUUGGUGAUUUCAGUGUGUGGGAAUUUUCUGGGAAUCCUGUAUAUUUCUGCUGCUACGAUUAUUUUGCUGCAAAUGAUCCCACCUCAGUUCAUCUUGUGCUUUUUAGUCUUGAAGAGCCCUAUGAAAUACAGUUGAACCAAGUGAUCUUUUGGCUUAGUUUUCUAAAAUCUCUUGUUCCAGUUGAGGAACCCAUAGCAUUUGGGGGAAGACUGAAAACUCCACUGCAUGUUGGAUUGGUGGCUACCCAUGCGGAUAUUGUUAACCUUCCACGUUCUGCUGGAGGAGAGUUCCUAUAUGACAAGGAUACAUCACUUCUGAAAGAAAUCAGAAAUAGGUUUGGGAAUGACCUUCACAUUUUGGAUAGAUUAUUUAUUUUGGAUGCUGGGGCAUCUGGCUCAAAAGAUAUGAAGAUUCUCCGAAAUCACCUUCAAGAAUUACGCAGCCAAAUUAUCUCUACAUGUCCACCUAUGACUCACUUGUGUGAAAAAAUAAUCUCAACCCUACCAUCAUGGAGAAAAAUGAAUGGUCCCAACCAACUAAUGUCACUGCAGCAGUUUGUGUAUGAUGUGCAGGAUCAGCUUAAUCCAUUAGCAAGUGAAGAUGAACUAAGGCAUAUUGCCCAGCAGCUACACAGCAUAGGAGAAAUCAAUAUAAUGCAGAGUGAGACAGUCCAAGAUGUUGUCCUUUUGGAUCCUCGCUGGCUAUGUUCAAACGUCCUUGGAAAACUCCUGUCUGUAGAGAACCCAAAAGCCCUCCACCACUACAGAGGUCGAUACACAGUAGAAGACAUUCAGCGCCUGAUACCAGACAGUGAUAUCGAAGAACUUAUACAGAUAUUAGAUGCCAUGGAUAUCUGUGCUCGUGACCUCAGCAGUGGAACAAUGAUUGACAUUCCUGCCUUAAUCAAGACUGAUAGCCUCCAUAGAUCUUGGGCUGAUGAGGAAGAUGAAGUUAUGAUUUACGGUGGUGUGAGAAUUGUUCCUGUGGAACACCUAACUCCUCUUCCUUGUGGAAUUUUCCACAAAGUUCAGGUGAACCUGUGUAGAUGGAUUCAUCAACAGAGCGCAGAGGGAGAUGCAGAUAUACGUCUGUGGGUAAAUGGGUCAAAGAUCAUGAAUCGUGGAGCUGAGCUUCUUGUGCUUCUUGUCAACAAUGGUCAAGGUAUUGAGGUUCAGGUUCGAGGCUUGGAAACAGAGAAGAUCAAAUGCUGCUUACUCCUGGAUUCUGUAUGCAGCACCAUAGACAAUCUGAUAGCCACAACAUUACCAGGCCUCUUGACUGUCAAACAUUAUCUCAGUCCUCAGCAGCUGAGGGAACACCAUGAGCCAGUAAUGAUCUACCAGCCAAGAGAUUUUUUCCGGGCACAAAGUCUAAAAGAGACGUCAUUAACUAACACAAUGGGUGGCUAUAAAGAAAGCUUCAGCAGUAUAUUAUGCUUUGGGUGUCUUGAUGUCUACUCACAGGGAAGUUUGGGAAUGGAUAUCCAUAUAUCGGAUCUGAAUCUGCUUACAAGGAGGAAACUGAGUCGGCUUCUGGAUCCACCUGAUCCUAUGGGCAAGGAUUGGUGCCUUCUUGCUAUGAAUUUGGGCCUUCCUGAUCUUGUUGCAAAAUAUAAUACAAACAACGGGGGUCAAAAUGAAUUUGUACCAAGCCCAUCCUAUGCCCUUCUGCAGGAAUGGGGAAAUGCUCCAGAAAGUACAGUGGGUAUUCUGAUGUCCAAACUGAGGGAACUGGGCCGCAGAGAUGGAGCUGACUUUUUAUUGAAAGCAUCCUCUGUGUUCAGAGUCACUUUAGAUGCAAAUGGACAAGAAGCCUACGCUUCAAGCUGUAACAGUGGGACCUCUUACAAUUCAAUUAGCUCAGUUGUCUCUCGGUGAGAAACAAAGUUCAAAAAGCGCACACUUUUUAGAUUGUGAUAGUGAGCAAGGAUUCCAUAUGGCAGUUAUGUGUGUUUCUACAUUACUGAGCUGCCACCAUUCCCCCACAUCCUUUUUUUAAGUGACCAAUCUUCCUACUUUUAAACUGUGACCUGUUGCUUUUAUUUUAAUUAUAAAAGGCUGGUAAAUUUCUAGUACCUUAUAGUCUGUUUCUGGGUAUACAUUGUGCUGCUUAAGUAAUAUUUUAACUGGGAAGACUCCAGCUUUUCAGUGAGCCAACUGUUGUUUUUUAAAUCAUUUUUAUUAACAGAAGACAACUAUGUAAUGUGAUUAAAGCUCAUGUCUUAUGUC